AUGAAAAGGAUACAAAUCAGACAUAUUUUAUAUUUUGUGUUGAUGUGCCGCUCAUUGACAGCAUCAACAAAACAACAUACACUUGAAAGAGGAGCAAAAGGAAGCGAAAUAUAUAGUGAACCGCCUCGAUUAUCGCAAAAAAGUGGAUACGGAACAGUAGCGGAAGUGGAGCCGCACCCUGACAUAAGAAUAUACGUGUACAAUCCAAAGAACGCAUUUAAUCCAACAAACGAAAUGUUUAGUAACAGGACUCUCAGGGAGCUGAAAAACCAAAGAUUUAAAAACCAAUCUCAAGCUAUUCAAAACGAAUUUGAAAGGAUUAAGGCCUCAGAGGUAAGCUAA
Messenger RNA from Theileria orientalis strain Shintoku, 342 nucleotides. RefSeq lists its product as hypothetical. Bases 1 to 342 code for a protein of 113 amino acids. The record is from RefSeq and is a predicted model, not a curated record. NCBI's taxonomy places the organism in Eukaryota, Apicomplexa, Aconoidasida, Piroplasmida, Theileriidae. The transcript has 4 exons.